Molecule: messenger RNA, 1119 nt
Organism: Papaver somniferum (opium poppy)
Lineage: Eukaryota; Viridiplantae; Streptophyta; Magnoliopsida; Ranunculales; Papaveraceae
Exons: 3
Coding region: 1-1119 (372 amino acids)
Source: RefSeq, a predicted model, not a curated record
AUGUCAAGGCGUGGUACUAGCAGACGUUAUGGUACUGGAAGAGGUGGUACCAGAAAUGGUGGUCCUAUUGAUGGAGAUGAACCACAAUUAGGAAAUGUGAAUGUGAAUAUGGCGCAACUGACCCAGAUAAUAGCCCAAGCAGUCGCUGCUGCUAUGAAUCAAAAUGUUGGACAGGUCAACAAUCAUCAGAACCAAGGACCGCCUACUGAAACCGGGGAAGAUAGGUAUAGAAAAGUUCAGUUUCAGUUCAAGAAGUUGAACCCGAAAGAGUUUUCUGGAAAGUAUGAUAGCCCAAUGAUAGCCCAUGAAUGGAAGGAUGAGAUGGUCAAGAAUUUUAGGGCCAUAGGACCUUCUUACAUAGAAGUCUUUAAACAGAAAUUAGCUACCUUUCAGCUCACUGGAGAUGCUCAUACUUGGUGGACUUCAGAUUCACAUGGCUUGGAUCAUUCCACCAUGACAUGGACAGACUUCAUUCACUCGGGAAGAAAACGAGGAACACUUAAGCUUAGUAUUGCGGACUUUGAGAGAGCAUCAGUUAAUCUUAAGACUAAUCUUACUUUGGCACCAAUUUUGACCUUACCUGAAGAAGGAAAGGAGCUAGUGGUUUACACAUAUGCCUCACUUUUAGGAUUGGGAUUUCUUUUGAUGCAGGAAGGUAAGGUUAUUGCUCCUGCAUCUAGGAAAUUGCGUGUUCAUGAGAAGAAUUAUCCAACCCAUGACUUGGAGUUGGCAGCAAUAAUUUUUUCUUUGAAGUUGUGGCGUCAUUACUUGUAUGGCGAGAGAUUUGAGAUUUUUACUGAUCAUAAGAGUCUUAAGUAUCUGUUUUCUCAGAAGGAUUUGAAUAUGAGACAACGUCGAUGGAUGGUGCUCAUCAAUGAUUACACUUUUGGCUUACAAUAUCACCCUAGUAAGGCGAAUGUUGUAGUUGAUGCCUUGAGUCGAAAACCAAGGGGUUUGUUAUCGUCCAUGAUGGUGGAAGAGUGGAAGAUGUUGGAGACAGUUGCCGAGUUUGACCUAGACGUGAACUCUACGUUGCAAGCAUUUUUGGGUAUUCUUGUGGUAGAACCUGCAUUUAUUAGUCGUAUGUGCGAAACUACUUGGAGCUGGAGACUUAAGUGA